Messenger RNA from Populus nigra (black poplar), 1981 nucleotides. RefSeq names its product rust resistance kinase Lr10-like. Bases 1 to 1782 code for a protein of 593 amino acids. The transcript has 3 exons. The record is from RefSeq and is a predicted model, not a curated record. Gene Ontology annotation, biological process: protein phosphorylation. NCBI's taxonomy places the organism in Eukaryota, Viridiplantae, Streptophyta, Magnoliopsida, Malpighiales, Salicaceae. Gene Ontology annotation, molecular function: ATP binding; polysaccharide binding; protein kinase activity.
AUGAAAGGUUCAUCAAAAAAGGCUAUAUGCCUGUUCUGUUUCAUGUUCAUUGCAGAACUAGGAGCAAGCCUUAAUUGCACAGGAUCUUGUGGGAACCGUGGCCUUCACAUCCGAUUUCCAUUCUGGAUCAAGGAUAGGCAGCCAGAACAGUGUGGCUAUCGUGGUUUUGAUCUGUCUUGCAAUGAGAUGGGCGAUAUAGUGCUCGAGCUGCAAGGUGCAGUGAAGCUCUACAUCGAUAAGAUUGACUACAAAAAUCAAGUUAUUUAUGCAAGUGAUCCCCAAGGUUGCCUUCGAAGCCACCACUCAAACUUCUAUUCGUCUGGGUUUCACAUACAGUUUAAGAUGUCUAAGGUCAAUUUUACCAUCUUCAAUUGUUCUUUAAAUAAUGCAAGAUCCCCGAACUGGAGGGUCCCUUGUUUAAGUACUCUCCACUAUGAUGUUCUUGCCGUUAAAUCAGAACUAUCUAUUCAUGGCAAUGAGUUAUUAUUAUCUUGUACCAAGAUGUACGACCUACCUGUUCCACAUGAUAUCCUUCUGUCCUGGUCCAAUCCCAAUUGUGGAUCUUGUGAAGCAACUGGAAAACUAUGUGGAUUGAGGGGAAAUAGCAGCACUGAGCUUGAAACUGAAUGCUAUGGCUUGCCCAGACCAGAGAAAGAACAAGGGUUCUUAUCUUCUGCAGGUGCACGGAAAAGGAAUCUGACUAUAGGAGUAACCACAGGAUCCAUCCUUUUCGGGGUUCUGGCCAUUGCAGUCUACCAAAUCUAUAGCUUCAGAAAAUCAGAAGAAGAAUAUCAGGCCAAGGUUGAAAGGUUUUUGGAUGAUUACAGAGCUAUGAACCCCACGAGAUACUCCCAUGCUGAUCUCAAAAAGAUGACAAAUCAAUUCAGGGAUGAAUUGGGGCGAGGAGCUUAUGGAACAGUGUUCAAAGGAAAGCUAACCAGUGAGAUUCCGGUGGCUGUUAAGGUUCUAAGCAAUUCAUCAGAAAAAGGAGAGGAAUUCGUCAACGAAAUGGGAACAAUGGCUAGGAUUCACCAUGUCAAUGUAGUCCGCUUGAUUGGCUUCUGUGCCGAUGGAUUUAGACGAGCUCCGGUUUACGAGUACCUGCCAAACGAUUCGCUGCAGAAGUUCAUAUCUUCAGCAAAUGCCAAGAAUGUUUUCCUUGGCUGGGAAAGGCUGCAUCAUAUUGCCCUUGGAGUAGCCAAAGGGAUUGAAUAUCUUCACCAGGGUUGUGACCAAACAAUCCUCCACUUUGAUAUCAAACCACAUAAUAUCCUGCUGGACAAUGACUUCAAUCCCAAGAUUGCAGAUUUCGGUCUGGCUAAGCUGUGUUCCAAGUAUAAAAGUGCUAUUUCCAUGACAAGAGUUAGGGGAACCGUCGGCUACAUAGCACCUGAAGUGUUCUCAAGAAACUUCGGGAAUGUCUCCUACAAGUCAGACGUGUACAGUUUCGGAAUGUUAGUGUUAGAAAUGGUUGGUGGAAGGAAAAAUGUUGAUGAUACAGCAGAAAAUGGUGAUCAAGUAUACUUCCCAGAAUGGAUUUAUAAUCUCUUAGAAGAAGGAGAAGACCUGCGGUUCCACAUCGAGGAAGAAGGGGAUGCUGAAAUUGCGAAGAAGCUAGCCAUUGUGGGACUGUGGUGCAUCCAGUGGAACCCAGUGGACCGUCCUUCCAUGAAAAUCGCUGUCCAGAUGCUGGAAGGGAAAGGAGACAGGUUAAGUAUACCUCCUAAUCCUCUUAGCUCCACAGCUCCAAAGAGAACGAAUACAAGUAUGCUAAGGCUGUGAUCUAUGAGCUGCUGCCUACAGUGGAUUCUGAGUAAUUCGCGGGUUUUUACACAAAUAAAAGAAUAGCAUGCAUUUGAUUGAAAAUAUGGGGAUGGAACUGUAUUUGCUUGCAAGAUGAGUUCUUAAAUUGUAUUUCUCAAACUUUAUGAUGGUGCAGUGUAUUUUUAGGACUCUUAGUGUGUGUCCGGGGUUCUGUUGC